Messenger RNA from Staurois parvus, 316 nucleotides. NCBI's taxonomy places the organism in Eukaryota, Metazoa, Chordata, Amphibia, Anura, Ranidae. The record is from the annotation of a GenBank genome assembly.
AUGUGUCCCCUGCAGCAUCCCCGGCCAUUUCCUCUGGCCGAUGCCGGCAUCCGGCUUCCGUGUUCCGGUCCCUGUGACGUCGAGACGUACGGGCGCCGGAACCGGCGGGAAAUUUGAAAUUUUUGCUGUCAUUGCUGUUUCAAUGCAUUUCACAUAUUUUCUCCCUACUGCUUUGUCCGGCGCCCUGCCUGCAUUUUGACUGUUCUUUCUGCCUGGAAACUUAGAAAAGUCCAUGGCGUCCAAAAAGUGUCCCUUUACGUCAAAAGCGGCUAGAGAACAGCGAUAGUCAAAAAUCAGUAACCACUUGCAGAAUUGA